UAACUACAAGAAUAUCUCUUUGUUGAACACGUUUUUAUUUUUAAACGUCCAUACUAGUAAUAAUAUUAAAAAGAUGGAUGUGGAAGACAAGCAGACUUCUAUACAAUCUUCAGAAAUGUCUAAUAGUGAUCAGGAACCACCAAGUAAAAAAAUGAAGAUAGAUACUAAUGAUAUUAAAGGUGCACAAAUUGAAACUAAUACAAUUAGAGAUGAGAAGAACUGUAUGUGUGAAAAGGAUGUAGGUAUAAUCGAAUAUAUCAGUAAACAUAAUGGUUUUAAUGCCAUUAUCAAACAAAGAUAUUCUGAUUUUAUAGUUAAUGAGAUAAAUAUGGAAGGUGAUAUUGUAAGACUAACCUCAUUUGAUAUACCUUUAAUUGAAAAGACAAAUACUAACUGUGAAGUAAUAAAUAAAAUUGAUAGGGAGAAAUUAAAAGAAAUGGUAGAAAAUAAAGAUCAUGAUACACAAGUUAUAAUAGAGGUUGAAGAUAGUAAGGAAGAAAGAACACGGAUUCAUCUUGCAAUAAGAGAUCAUUUUCCUGCUCUAGAAAGUUCAACAAUAGAUGUGGACAAUGGUCAACAGAAACACAUUAAAGUUGUUUAUCCAAAGUCCAAAGUAUUUUCAGCAAAUCGUGAUUCAAGGUGGGCAGCCAAUAGACCUAAAUAUUGUAAAUUUGUAUUAUAUAAGGAAAAUAAAGACACUAUGGAUACAAUAAGUCUUAUUUCUAAAAAUAUGAGGGUAAAUACUAACUUAUUUCAGUAUGCAGGUACUAAAGAUAAAAGAGCUAAAACAACACAAGAAGUUACAGCAUUUAAAGUUGAUGCUGAAAGAUUAAAGAACCUAAAUGAUAUUAUGAGAAAUAUGGGUUUUGGUAAUUUCAGAUAUGUGAGUUCACCAUUAAAAUUAGGUCAGUCAUCUGGUAAUCAUUUUACCUUAGUUUUAAGAAAUGUGGAGGGUUCUGAUGACCAGAUAGAAUUAGCUGUAUCAUCAUUACAAUCACAUGGUUUUAUCAAUUAUUUUGGUAUGCAGAGGUUUGGAACAACAACAGUAUCAACACAUUCUGUAGGAAAAGCCAUUCUACGGGAAAACUAUAAACUAGCAGUAGAUUUAAUACUCAGGCCUAGAGAUGGGGAUGAUAAGAGUAUGAUUGGAUGUCGUAAAAUUUGGAGUGAAACAAAAGAUGCUAAGAAAAUGUUAGAUAAAUUGCCAGCUUAUCAUAAUAUAGAGAAAUCAGUGUUAUAUGUAUUAUCUAAACAAGGCAGUAAUAUGUACUAUAAUGCUUUACAAGCAAUACCAAGAAAUUUACGUUUAUUAUAUGUACAUAGUUAUCAGAGUUAUAUAUGGAAUAGUAUGGUAUCUAGAAGAAUACAGUUAUAUGGUUUCAAGUUAGUAGAAGGAGAUCUUGUUUUAAAUACAGAUGAUAAUUCUAAAGGUGAAAGUAAAAUGGAUAUAAAACCUGUUGUCAUAGAUGAAGAUAAUAUGAAAGAUUAUAGCAUAUUAGAUGUUGUAUUACCUUUACCUGGUUAUGAGAUGAUAUAUCCUACCAAUAAUGUUGGUGAAUUAUAUAAAGAACUAUUAGCUGAAGACGGUAUUGAUAUCACAAACAUGAAGACUAAACACAAAGAUUUUUCUGUACCUGGUACAUAUAGAAAGAUGGUGGUUAAACCAACACAUGUAAAUAAAAGAAUUAUAUAUUAUAAUGAUCAUACUAUGUCUUUAGCACUGAGUGAUUUAGAUAUUUUAAAUGGUGUGGAGGAACCAAAGUCUAUAGAAGGUGGUAAAUGGAAGGCGUUGAAAUUAGAAUUUUCACUACCAACAUCAGCUUAUGCCACAAUGGCAUUACGAGAGAUCUUAAAAAUAGAUACAUCAUGGGCUCAUCAGUCCACAUUAAAUGUUACCUAGUACUGUUUUCAUCCAAAUGUCUAGCAUACCAUGAAAUAAACAUUGUAUAUAUUGUUAUUCUAUUGAUAUUUGAUAUUCUACUAAAACUAGACAGUUAGACAGGGUCAUUUUCUACCAGGGAUGGGUAAAUAUCUCAGUCAAAAACCUUUGUAGUUCAACCUUUAGGUGAAUUAAAGAUGCAUUCCCACAAAUGAAUUUAUAAACUAAUUAUUUUCAAUACUGGAUUCCCUGAAAAACUCCCGUGGGGUGCACACGUGACAAAACUGUAAGAGUGUCGGCUUGUAGUCUGCUUGAGUGACAUAGGGAGCAUUGGUAUGUGUUGAUCGAAUGGCUAGUGGUGAGAGACUUAUCUAUACAACAGACUCAGCCAGUAAGUAGUAGUUAUUAGCACACUUUCCGAGGUGUAUCGGUGAAUAUCAGGACAGUUUUGGUCGAGGGGCCCAGCCGAGGCGGAGCUGGGGCGGCUUCAGACCAAAACUGUUCUGAUAUUCACCGAUACACCGAGGAAAGGUGCUAAUAAGUUACUUACAUCACAUUUCUAUCGAGUAUUGUGAAGCAAAAUGUGAAAAAUAGUAUUUAUUAUCGAGUCGUUUCAACCGAAAAGUGACAAAUACUUUCUGUUCUUUCAUUAUUUAUCCCUUUCUGAGCCUCACGUUACAUUUCAUGGUAGAAUGAUUUCGCAGUGGAGAGACGACCUGAGUAGUAUUCACACGUGCGUCUUGCUAUGAUACUUUGAGCGUAAAACAAUCACGUGUUUGUUUAGACCACAUCGUCAACACAAUGUCUAUGGCGUAGAGGACUGCGAUAUUAUUAAAUGUAGUGUAAAGGAAAUGCGAAACGUGGGUCAUUCCUGGUGAAAGUAUGCAUCGGCGGAUGGUUCUUCCGUUGAAAUUUAUUUGUUAUAAAGUUUAUGACUUUCUAGGCGAUUUUUUCAUCCUGCUUAUUUUCAAUGCCUGUGAAGUGUCCAGCAAGAGAACUGCGCCUUCUAUCAUCACAAUUAAUUAAAAUAAUUAUUCAAUAUUCUAAUUUAUAUAUUUUGCAUAUUAAUAUAAAUCAAACCAAAUUAUGAAAUAGAUGCCAAUUGGUAUGUAUAAUAAUUGAUUUUUGUAAUAUGUUGUUAUGUUAAUUUAAUGUCAUUGUAUAUGUUUUUGAACUGCCAUGUAGUUCCCCCCAUUUUGUUUUGUUACUAUGAUUUUGACUAGUUGUUUCAUGUACAUUGGUUAGAGCCUUGUUAUCAAUUGCGAUCUGGGUCGGGCUAAACGUCCGCUACUUAUUGCUUGAUAGAUAUCUAAAACGGUAUAAAAGUAUCCCUGUAUCAGAAAUGAUCAGUACUCUUUCUGUACAUUUCUGAUACAUGAUACUUUUAAGCAUGUAUUGCAAUUAAACAGGACAGUUUUAUCAAAGGUUGCCAGUGGCAAUGAGUAGAAGUGGGAUGUAACAUUAAAUACAAGCUGGAAAUGAAUCCUCCCUUAAUCAAGUCACAUGAUAAACAAGACUGCAUAAAAUAGAUUUUUAUGAUUUGGGAUAGCUCCUUGAAAUUCAGAUGAUUUGAUAGUGAAUUGAAGCAAACUUUUGAUAAACUUUUGAAUUUGGUUUUAAGUUUAAAUAUAUCUUUAAAUCACAUAGUUGAUACAUGGGAAAUUGGAAAGGCCUAUUUAAUUAAAUAAGGAUAUAAAAAUAAUUAUCUAGAUUAAUUAUGGAUUGUUGUGACAAUCUCCAGAUAUGUGCUACCUUUGGUUAAAAUUAUUACCAUCUCCAUAUAGAAAAUAAUCUCAACUCCCUAUCCAUAAGCAUAUUCCAGUCAAAAUAUCUUGUCAAUAAUCAGCUUUUGAUAGGAUGCCCUGUGCAGCGAAAAUUUUCCCUACAGAAAGUUGAACUCGACACUACGAAUGUGCACGCUUCAGUGGCUUAAUUGUCUCGAAGUAAUUUCUGGCUAAUCACGCAGUGCAAUAACAGAGUCUACGAGUCUUAAGUCUAUAAAUAGCCAUCGCACGUGAAAUUCUCUACACAUCUAUCAACUAUUACAGCCGUAAAAAAAUCUAUUGUUGACGAUUCUGAAUAGUAGUAAAUUUAGCAUAUUGGUUAUUACAGCAGCUUUAGAAAUUA
This is a messenger RNA of Patella vulgata (common limpet), 4006 nucleotides long. RefSeq names its product pseudouridylate synthase 7 homolog. Gene Ontology annotation, molecular function: pseudouridine synthase activity; RNA binding. The record is from RefSeq and is a predicted model, not a curated record. Gene Ontology annotation, biological process: pseudouridine synthesis. The coding region runs from base 74 to 1900 and encodes 608 amino acids. The transcript has 17 exons. Lineage: Eukaryota; Metazoa; Mollusca; Gastropoda; Patellidae. Gene Ontology annotation, cellular component: nucleus.